AAUUUAUAAAAAUGUGGGUUUUUGGAUUUAUUCAGUCUGUUAAAUCGCUCUUUCUUCAGUAAUUUAAUUAUCGAUAAAAAUAAUUACAUUAUAGCAUUAUUUUGUAUAAUCAAUUUCUAUAUGUAUUAUACAAUAUUUAAAGUGGAUAAUUCAAGCUGCACGGAAUAGUUUUUUUUAAAUGUAUAUUAUAAUUAUGAUUCUAAAAAUCUUGUGAUCCAUUAAGCAAAUAAUUUUUUAGUAUUAAUUUGGUUGAACUGAUGCUUAAUUAUAAUUAAUUAAAAGGUUAAUCAUCUUAAAAUUCGUUAAAGAGUUUCAGAAAUGUUUUAAAACCGAGUACUAUAGACUAUGCAUGCUUAAACUAACGAAAUCAAGGUUGGUCAAUAACGAAGGAUAAAACCAAUCCGUUAAACAUUAAAGUAAAUGUAUACGGAAAAGCCUUAUUAUAUAGGCUAAUGCAAAAUAUUUUUUCUUCGCAAAAACGUCUUGCUUGUCGUUUAAUACUGAACAAUGAGAGUAAUGACAAGUUUUAUAAAAUAUUAUGAAAUGCUAAACGUUUUUCAUUUUGAAAAAAAUAAUCAGUUUAAUUUAAUAUUUUUAACAAAUAUUAUAAAGGAAAAUCUAAUAUAUCAACAAAAGCAUGAGACGCUUAUUAAAAAAUUUAAGGACUUUAAUAUUGUUUUAUUUAUUAUGCUAUAUGAGCAUAUAUUAGCAUCAAUUAAGAUAUAGUCUAUCUUGUUACCAAAUAACAAGAACUCAUUUAUUCAACUUAUUUAUUUACCGUUAUUUAUCAAAAUAAUUAAUCUUUCUAUUUACAGUCUGAAUAUAGGCUACACAAACAAAAAAACAAAAAAAACAACUGUAAAUAAACAUAAAAAAUUAGCCUACAAUUUCUGCUUGUCACGGAAGAGGAAACAUUGCUUAUCAAAAAUCAGUGUCUCAUAUCAAUAAUUCAGUUCUUACGAAUUUUAUAAAAAACUAUAAAAAGAAAAUGAUUAUUAUAAGCUAUAUAAACAACAAUUAUAUAAAUGCAAUGUAAAAACCCUUUUUAUUUUAUUUUUAAGUGAAGAUUUGUAAGUGAAGUGUCGUAAGAUUGAAUAGGCUACUACAUUUUUUAUAUAUGGGUGUUAGUAUUUGGGGAAAUAAUUUAGAAAUCCACAGUAGUAUUUAAAUAUUAUUUUAUAAACUGAAUUAGUAAUGCAAUGCACAGUAUCCCUCGUGUGGUUCUCCUCUGAUCUGGUUCAGGUCACGAGGAAAUGAUUUUUCGAUCGCUGCGGAAUUCACUGCUGUGAAGAAACUUUGUCUUAUUCUGUUCAACAUGCAUCAUAAAAAUGUGUUCAUCUAGAUUUAUCAAUUUCUAUCAAUGUUCAUGUAUUUCAAUCACAACUGUAGUUAACUCUAAUAUGCAUGGCUCUUGAUCAGCUAGUAGAAAAUAAGUUAGGCUGACUCCACUGCUUAUGCACAAAUCAAAAGGACGUUUAUGCUAUAUUCACAAUAUAACAUUGAGGCUAAAUGAAACCCUUUCUGAAAAAAAAAAAAUGUAAUCAGCAUUUUAUUUAAAAUAAGAAGUAAUCUGAUGCCGCUGUUGGACAGUUUCCUAUUGGAGGGUUAUAAUGAUGCACUUUGUUAUAUUAUUGAUGAGCUGUUUGGCUGUUUGGUGUUUGCUUGAGGCGUCUCAGAAGGCACAGAAUCUGAUGGGUGGCACGAGACACCGGCUGAACCUGGCGACCAUAGCCCAUGAUAAAAGCCUUUCUAUCCACUCGUAGACUCGACGUGUAGGUAGCGAGAACUGAAACCUCCCCCUCUCUCGUCCCCUAAAUUUUGCGAAAAAAGAAACUGGCCGUCUCAAAAGUAUCCUAUAUUUUCACUAAAGAUGUUACGUUCCAGCGGUGUUUGAAACAAUUUUCCAGUAGCCCAGCCAAAACCAGUCACUAACUAACAUUUUUAUCUAACAGUUUAGUCAUUACGCACUAAAUCUAUAUUGUUGCCAAAAUGUAUCACAAAAAUCUACGUUUUUUUUUUUUACUUAAAGAUAGGGGACAGUUAGACACCUGCACUAGGGGCGCCAAAAGUCAAUUUGGCUUCUGCUAGCCGAACCUUAUUCUAAAAUUACUGACAGAAAGUCUCUCUAAAAAUGUCGACCCCCCCCCCCCCCCCCCCGAAACUCGCCGAAUAAUUCGCGCACGGAUCCUCUUUAGGCUAGAGCAGGCGAGAUAGGGCUCUAGAUAUUCCUGUAGCUACUUCCUGCACUUUUGGUCGUGUUUUAUUUGAGUUCUUUCCCCCGUCUCUCCCUGUGUGUUCAGUCUGGCUCGGUGUUCAGCAGCUAAUCCGCGCCGUCCAUGAUUUUCCCACAGCUCUACUAAUGCCCCAAAGCCGCAGCUGCCACACGCUGCCAGUUGCUACAUUGAUCAAUAAUUUACCAGCUCGACGCCUCAACGACCCGCUACCCCCGUGCAGCCCCGGGUCGACUGAGGCGACGACCGAUAUUUACUCACGCGGAGGGGACGCUUAUUCUCCCGUGCUUUAAAUGCAGCGUCAGUAAGCUUUAGCCAACAGACAGGAUCCCUUCGGUGCGUCUACGGAUUAGACUGUCGCAAUGUGCGCUGCGCGUAUUGGUGACUGCAACGGCAUUUGAGGACGCCUCUCGCGUUCAUCUGUCCGGGAACAGCGGGGGUCCCGUUAUGGUGCGGGAGAUGCAGUCAAGGCAAACAGGAACUGACUGCAGGACAUAAAGACGAAGAAAAACACUCACGGUCACGCAGAACGUCUUCGCACGAGCGGUUCUGCGUACACCGGCGCUCGCGGAGAAUUUCAACCGAGCUUGUGAACUCCCCGGUCGGUGCCGCCAGCGAGACUCCAUCGUAGGAGAGAAUAUAUUUUAAACGGAACGGUUCACCGUAUACGAGCGGUGCCCAGGGACGACGGUAAUCCAUCGUUCCGUAAAGUGUCGGAGAAAGCUUUUCUUUUACAGACGGGACAAACUCUGGGAAACAGCCCGACUUGUUGAGUUCUUUUUUCGCUUCCGGUAUCACCGGAGAAACCGACUGGUGCACCCGCUCCCUCUCCUCUUUUUUUUUUUUGGACGCGGAAGGUUUUAAAGAAAAAUGGGUCUUUGAGGAGAGCUGGCAGAUUCCUCUCAACUACAAUGGCCACAGAAUCGUAUUUGGUGCAUGAAGGUCCCCAUCGAGCCCCAGGCAUCUCAGAGUGUUUCCUAGUGCCUGAAUCCUACAGGGAUGAAUUCCAUCCCUUCAUCGAGGCUCUCCUCCCGCACGUGCGGGCGUUCUCCUACACCUGGUUCAAUCUCCAGGCCCGCAAGCGCAAGUACUUCAAAAAGCACGAGAAGCGCAUGUCCAAGGAUGAGGAGCGCGCCGUCAAAGACGAACUCCUGGGCGAGAAGCCUGAGAUCAAGCAGAAGUGGGCGUCGCGGCUGCUGGCCAAAUUGCGCAAGGACAUCCGGCCCGAGUUCCGCGAAGACUUCGUGCUCACCAUCACGGGGAAGAAGCCGCCGUGCUGCGUGCUGUCCAACCCCGACCAGAAGGGCAAGAUCCGCCGCAUCGACUGCCUGCGGCAAGCCGACAAGGUCUGGCGCCUGGACCUGGUGAUGGUGAUCCUGUUCAAGGGGAGCCCUCUGGAGAGCACAGACGGAGAGAGACUGGUCAAGUCCCCGCAGUGCUCCAACCACACCCUGUGCGUGCAGCCGCACCACAUUGGAGUGUCCGUCAAGGAGCUGGACCUGUACCUGGCCUACUUCGUCCACAUGCCAGAGUCUGGGCAAUCAGACAAUUCCAAUCAACAAGGAGAGUCGGACAUCAAACCCCCACCAAACGGACAUCUGAGUUUUCAGGACUGCUUUGUGACUUCAGGGGUGUGGAACGUAGCCGAGCUGGUACGAGUGUCUCAGACCCCUGUUGCAACAGCAUCCGGUCCUAAUUUCUCUCUUGCGGAUCUGGAAGGUCCCGGUUACUACAACAUCAACCAAGUAGCACUCAGCAGACGUUCACUUGCCUCUCCUCCAUCCACAAGGUCUGAGGUGGAGCUGUACGCCAGUCUUCCUCGGAGCUCUAAUAAGCGUAAGUCUAUAGAUGACAGUGAGAUGGAGAGUCCUGUCGAUGAUGUCUUCUACAGUCGUUCUCCGGCUGGCACCAGCUCCCAGUCCAGCGGCUGGCCCAAUGAUGUCGAUGCAGUUGCAGUGCAGCACCAUUUGACGAGUGUUCAAGAGAGGAAGAUAAAACAUGAAAAUGAUGGUGUGCAGUUUCCUUACCAUGGGCUGUCCUCUCCUGGGUCUCUAAAGAAGCCAGCGGGGAAAUUCGAUUUCAGCGCCCUGUCACCACAGACGAGGUCCCCCCGAAUGGCCUUCACACACCACCCGCUGCCCAUGCUGGCAGGCGUGAGACCAGGGAGUCCGCGUGCCUCUGCCUCUGCCCUUCAUUUUCCUGCUCCCUCCAUCAUCCAGCAGUCCAGUCCAUACUUCACCCACCCCACCAUCCGCUAUCACCACCAUCAGGACCCACUCAAAGAGUUCGUCCAGUUCGUCUGUGCUGAUGGCUCAGGGCAGCCGGGGGCACAGCCUAACGGGAGCGGUCAGAGCAAACUGCCCGGCUCCUUCUUGCUGCCUCCUCCUCCGGUAGCGCGGCCGGUGCCGAUGCCCCUCCCCCUGUCCGAGCACAAACCCAGCCACACACACCCCGAGAGCGGAGGCGGCUCUCCGGCCUCGCCCUCAGCAUACCCAGCGCCAGGCUCCACAGCUUCCAACAGGUUUGUCGGCAUCGGAUCACGGGACAACAACUUUCUGAACAUCCCACAGCAGACUCAGUCAUGGUUCCUUUGACGAGACUUUUCAUAAACCACACAGACACACAUCCACAAUGAAAACUGGAAAUGGAGUCACAAAGCUAAGUAUGGAACUUUCCCACACGCCCCCCUGUAAAGUCUCUCUCACACACAAACACAUGCACAAAUACACACACCAUUCCCCAAACCGCUGACACCCUCUUUGGAUCGAGGGAUCUGGAAGACUUAAGCAUUACCCUGCCAGUCUGGACAGCUCAGAGAACCAAACAAAGGAACGUCAAACCGACAUCUUCGUUGUGUUCUCGAGACAUCCAGUGCAUUGACUGAUCCCAUCUACCGUUCUUUAAUUUGUUCAUCCGCCAGUCAUAUGCAAUGGUGAGGAAAGAACUCUAUUCAUGAAAUCAUUGACAUUUGAAAUGGACAUGUAACCUGGAUGAUGCCGGACACGUGUGAUUGGAUGGAGCCUUCUGAUUGGCUUAGGCUUACACUUCCGAAUCUGGAUUUCCUGAUUUCAGUGACGCCCUCCAGUGCAGUGUGAACUCGGCAUCCUCUCACUGUUUACCAAGCAAUAGACUGAGCGAAACAACAGAUAACACUAAUGUGAUUAAUGAGAAGGGAUGACAGAAGCUCUGUCCUUAAGAGUCAGGCUAAAACACACAGAUGAGUACCAGCAGAGCAAUACACACACGUCACGUCAGCGACAGCACUACACAACAUCAUAUAGAGUAGACAGACAGCUGAUCACAGGAAUGGGAAGGGGCAAGCACGACUGACUUUAAUAUCAAGCUUGUGACUCAAACAUUUUUCAUUUAGUAGUGUUUAUGAAUUAAAAGGCCAGUGAUUUGAGUCAUAAAACCCGUUGGCAUGAACUAACGAGGGUUUUUAGUGCAUCCAUCACUGACCUCUUCACUACCAUGAGUGCUUGUGCAUCAUAUAUAUCCUACAGUCAGCCCUGCACACAAGGGCUUCUUCUGCUUUACUUUGCAUUUGGUUUUGCAGUACUUUUUUAUUUUUUUGUGGAUGUCAAAAAAAUUACAAUUCAGGUCAUAUUACCCUAAAACCAAAUUAAGACAAAAAUAUGAUUUAAAGAAAGCUUAUUUAAUUAAUAAUUAUUUAUUGCAAAAUGGUCAAAAAAACCAAGCCAUUUUUUUCUGAAAUUCUCAUGCAAAAAAUAUAAAUAAAUAAACAAUAAAAAUAACUUUUUCAUCCAUAAUUUACUUUUAGUAAUUUACUAAUGAGAAUUAUGGAUGAAAAUGUUUAAUUGUCAUAAAAAAUAUUGUCACAAUGCAAGCAAUCUCAGUGAGACAAAAAUAGGCUUCAAUUUCAAUUUGUAAAAUAUUAUUUUUUUAUUUUGAUUGUGCAAUGUGACCUGGUUGUGUUUUUGUGACAUUCACCCUUUCACUUGUGUUUGAUUUCUGGUUUUGUGCGAUUUUAGUUUGCAUAACGUAGCUAGCCGCUUCUGCUCCAGCUGACCGAACUGCAUGUGGAAUUGUGCUUUUUUGUUUUUCGAGUUACAGGUAAAGAUCAGCUCUCCUUCAACUAGAAUGUGACUAACAAACAGACAAUCUCAAGUUUUCCUUUUAGAGCUUCAUUAAUUCUAUGUUUUUGAUGGCUAUUAUAUCGACAGUGCUCUGCCCUUCCAUCACUUUACAGUUCGUUCAUAACUUUACUACAGCUUUUUUUUCUGUUUCAGUACAGCCUAACUCGCACGACAAUCUACUCAAUGCUACCAUUUCAUUUAGCCUAUCAGCACAGUGCUCAACUAAAGUAAAUACAUGCACACAUACACAAACAUUGCACUAUGACACACACCCACUUCCUUAAAGGACAAAGGGAAACCUUUAAAAACAAAUCCCUCUAUCGAACAUGAUUUUACAACAUGCAUCCUAUUUAAAGUACAGCAUGUUUCAAUUUUAGAUGAACUCGGAAAAGAAAAUGCUCGUAACCACUGACCUCACUAAAUAACUGGACUGCCUGGCUGUCAAUCACAUGGUCAGGGACUCUGAUUGGCUGAGAGCUGACGAUUUCAUCAUCCACUUGAAACACAUCAAAGUGCCUCAGUGUCCCCUUUACAUGCAAUUCAGGGUCUUCACUUCAUGUAUAAGCUACAGAAAAUAUGUACAAUAUGUAUCAUGGGCUUGGCAAACAACAUAUGAGCAACUGCAAACAUCAUAUUUAAAGAUAGAUGUUAUCCAGACGUAUCGCACUCAUACUGUGUGUGUGUGUGUUUGUGUGUGUGUAUAUAUAUAUGGACAUAUGUAUAGUUCUUCCGCUGUGAAAUUAGCUCUAUGGCAGUCUAGUUAUUUUUUGACCUUUGACCUGGGUCAGUGAUGCCAUCAGAAAACGUCCAAACAUAUGAAACCCAAAAACAUCAGAUCAUCUCGUCAGAACCAACAGGACUGUCGGGUCAGGUCAGUGCAGAUCAAAAACAGGACAGAAAUACACCUUUAGAACAGAAACAGAGAGAAAACAAAUUCUCUUUGUUGAAAAGUGUUAUUAUUGAGAGAGAGAGAGGGGUAAAAAAAAAUUAUAUGUGGACUGAGCCGUGUGCAAUGUGUUGGGUAGAUAUCUGUGUUUGUCUUCAGAUUUUUAAGAAAGCGAAGGAAGUGAAAAAAAGACAAAAAAAAAAAGAAAAAAGGUUGAAGUCUGCAAGCUCCUGGACUCUAAACACGAGGGCCACAAAAAGAAUCCCAGUCUCUGUAAGCGUUAAAGCGGGGAAGUUAAUUUUUACUUUUCAAUUAUCUUUUUUAAUGUUUUAUUUGUAAGCUUUUGUUUUUAAACUAUUUUAGGCGUGGGGGCCGAAGGAACGAUUUUACAAAAGCAAAUGUAUGGCAACAACAACAAAAUACUGGUGCUUCUGUUACUCAAGCGCAAAUAAUACCACACCAGAACGAGACAAGUUUAACGAGCCUCUGUUUCUUUCUUCUUCUCUUUUGUAUUUACCUAGGGGGUUCAUAUUUUUAUAUAUAUAUAUAUAUUUUGGUUCUGACAAAAGGCAUUUUACUACAACCUUUAAGAGAGCAAUGCCCCUUCUUACUCUUAGAUAAAUGGUGCAUUCAAGUUUAAGUUGGUCAGAAAGAUUGUAUUUGAGUUGAAUGCCGUAAUGAAUGCAGCAUCUGUAAUUAGUGGUUAGGCUGUUAAAAUGAAACUCAUUUUUUCCAUUUACAAUAAAGUUGCAUAAUAAAUUAUGAUAGUACUCCACCGUUGCAAUAUAAUGCAUAACAAUUGCACCUUCAUAAACUGCAUAAAAACACACAAUACAAAUUAUGUUAUUUUGUAGUUAAAAAUGACUUUGCAACUCAUAAAUACAAACUUCCCAGGAGGACUUGAAUGCACCUAAAUACCUGAUGAAUAUGCAGAAAGGCGUGUUUUGAUUGGAGGAAUGGCCAAAAUGAAGCAUCACAACUAGAGGGUUUGUCACACGCAAUCAGAUCACGUUUGCUCCAAAUCUCUGCUUCCUUUAGAUGAGAUCGUGUAGAUGUUAAUGUUAACGUGAGUAGGGUUUCAUUAGUCGUAGUUUAGAGCACACAAGGUUCGAGUUGAGAGGCAAAAAAAAUAAAUCAGUGUGCCACGGCUUCCCCGUAUCGUCCUGGAAACAAUUCCUGUAUGUAAAUGAGCUCCCAUAGUGUUCGUGCUGUAGUGUAUAGGUGAGCAUUUAAAGGUUGUCCCAUUCAAAGUGCCUUUUGUUCACAGACACCAUCUUGUAAAUGAUGAACACCCGUCUCUCCUCUUUCUGAGCUUUCUCAAGCUGUAUUCACAGUAUAUAGUACUACAAGAAAAUGGAUGUGAUUUCGUUCUUUUUAUUGUACAAUGAUGAAAAAAAAAGUUUAAAAAGCAAAAAAAAAAAAAAAAAAAGGGUCCCUUUUUCUCUGUACCUCUGUCUUUAUUAGUCUCGCGCUCUUGGCACCGUAGAUGUCUAUCCUUAUCUUUCCUCCCUCUUUUGAUGAAAGAGUUGGAAAAAAAAAGUUGAAUCUUUUUCUCUUGAGCAAGAUGUUGUAAACUCUAAUGUUAUAUCCCUGUCUGUAUGCUUCACAUGUUUAUAUCAUACACGUCUCGCUCUUCGGUCAAACGCAGUGGGCUCUGAGUACUAACUGACCCGGGACCGCCCCGCUCACCCUCCCUUCAUCUGAGACCAGCAGUACCGGUGUGUUUUAGGAAGCUGUGCGGUCCUGGUGCCAGAUCUGUUUGGCUGUCGGUGGAGAGCACUGGACCAGAAGAUGCACAGUAGCUCUGUCGUGUUUGUUUGUGUUGUAUUUAUUUCCAUUAGUCUCGCUUUUGACUCUGCAAUUAAAGCACCUUUUUAGUGGUUGUUUGAGGCCAGCUGUUUAAAGAACUUGACUGAUGAUUUGCUAAUUGCACCUUAUGCACCGUUUAAAACCGUGCACUAAGAAUAAAAUGCCCUGCAUUUAGAAGGACUGAUCCAGAUGUGGCGGCAGCUUUGUUGUCAAAUCCCAGCUGCUCCACUUAAAAUACUUCAAGCCAUGCAUUUUUGUAAGCACCAUAUUAAUCAUAGAUAGUCGAUGUUUCAGCAGUGAACAUUUUUUAUCGGAUAUAAAAAUAGACAAAAGUAAAUGUUGCAUGAAAAGGAUGAUAACUACAAAGUUUUAAUAAUCAUUCUAAUUCUAUAAGAAUAGAGAAGUCCACACUUAAUUACGUCAAUUAUUUUUUACGAAUUUUUAAAUAUUUUAAUUAAUGUGCAUUAAUUUUUACAUGCACACCAUGAUGAAGUGAUUAAGAGUUAGUAGCACUAAAUUCUGAAUUAUUAAUCAUCCCUCUGGUUUGUGUCAGGAUUAUGAAAAUUUAGUUGCAUUUAUUUAUUCAGAAUCUGCCCCAAUUUGCUCAUGCAAAAUUGCAGCUGUACACGUUUUUUUAAAUAUCUACUGUCUAUGUGGUUUUGAUUUGCUUGUGUUUUAGUACAGCGUCUCUGAUCCAGCGCCCUCCACAGAGCCUUUGGCAAUCUGCAUGUGUUAUUUACAGAUUCUUUUCCAUUAUAAAAAACUAAAAUGUUUGUAAAGAGCAGCACCUGAUUGAAUAAAUGAUGUUCUUGACUGUACAAA
Messenger RNA from Carassius gibelio (silver crucian carp), 9845 nucleotides. RefSeq names its product nuclear factor I/Xa (gene nfixa). The record is from RefSeq and is a predicted model, not a curated record. Bases 3143 to 4825 code for a protein of 560 amino acids. The transcript is spliced from 14 exons. NCBI's taxonomy places the organism in Eukaryota, Metazoa, Chordata, Actinopteri, Cypriniformes, Cyprinidae. Gene Ontology annotation, molecular function: RNA polymerase II cis-regulatory region sequence-specific DNA binding; DNA-binding transcription factor activity, RNA polymerase II-specific. Gene Ontology annotation, cellular component: nucleus. Gene Ontology annotation, biological process: regulation of transcription by RNA polymerase II.